Cygnus olor (mute swan) is the source of this 2953-nucleotide messenger RNA. RefSeq names its product poly(A) binding protein interacting protein 1 (gene PAIP1). Gene Ontology annotation, molecular function: RNA binding; protein binding; translation activator activity. The transcript is spliced from 12 exons. The record is from RefSeq and is a predicted model, not a curated record. Gene Ontology annotation, biological process: regulation of translational initiation. Lineage: Eukaryota; Metazoa; Chordata; Aves; Anseriformes; Anatidae. The coding region runs from base 136 to 1653 and encodes 505 amino acids.
ACAGAAAGUGGAGGCUGAGGCUGCGGUCAGGCGGGACUUGGCCGCCUCCUCCCUCCCUCCUUCCCUGCCUGCCUCCCGGCCUCGCUGCCUCCCGGCCUCCCUCCCGCGACCGCUCGGAGCCGUCCCGGCCCCAGCAUGGCGGAUCAAUUCGACCGCACUCCGGGCGCUGGUCGGGGCCGCGGAGGCGCGGCGGACGGCGGCGGCGCGGCCUGCCCCGGGAGCGACGGCUCCCCCGGCUCGGAGGCGGCCGAGGCGCCGCAGAACAAAACGGACGGCCCCCCGCAGCAGGAGGGCCUGCGGCCUCCCAAGACGGCGCCGCCGGGCAGCGGAGGCGCAGGUAACGCAGACCACCUGCAACAGACAAUAAUUCCAUCUGGAUCACAGGAUAAAGCUUCAGUUCCUGAUUCCGGACCAGAAAUGGCUAAACCUCAGGUGGCUGUGGCUCCUGUGGUAGUAUCAAAGCUGUCGGUUAAAGCACCUGAGUUCUAUCCAUCAGGAUACAACCAGAACUUCAGUCAGAACUUUGCAGUCCAUGUUGCUUCUCAGUCUCUCCUCUACUGUGGCAUUUUGAAGCCAGAAAGUAAAGGACAUCUGCUCACUAAGGGGGGUGGGGAGAAAGAAAAUAGAAUGAUAAACAUAAUAUAUGAUUCUUCCUAUGAAGAUGGAUAUGAUGGCUAUCUGACUUUGGCAGAAUAUGUACAAGACUUCCUAAACCACCUCACUGAGCAACCAGGUUGUUUUGAAACUGAAAUAGAACAGUUUGCUGAAACACUGAAUGGCUGGGUUACUACCGAUGAAGCUUUGCAAGAACUUGUUGAGCUCAUCUAUCAGCAGGCCACAUCUGUCCCAAAUUUUUCCUACAUGGGUGCACGGUUGUGUAACUACCUAUCUCACCAUCUAACGAUUAGCCCACAAAGUGGGAACUUCCGACAGUUGUUACUUCAAAGGUGUCGAACAGAGUUUGAAAACAGAGAUGAAGCUGCAAAAGGAGAUGAGGCUACUCGAAAACAAUUUCAUGCCUUUGUGCUGUUCUUAGCUGAACUUUAUCUUAACCUAGAGAUUAAAGCAACAAAGGGUCAGGUAACACGAGCAGAAAUUCUUCAAGAAGGCCUUCGAGAAUUACUAAAUGCACUUUUCUCCAAUCCUGUGGACAAUAAUUUGAUAUGUGCAGUGAAACUGCUGAAGUUAACAGGCUCAGUUUUAGAAGAUGCCUGGAAAGAAAAAGGAAAGGAUGACAUGAAUGAAGUGAUUCAGCGAAUUGAAAAUGUUGUGUUGGAUGCAAACUGUAGCAGAGAUGUGAAACGUAUGCUUCUGAAACUAGUAGAAUUGCGCUCAAGUAACUGGGGAAGAGUUCUUGGAACUUCUUCACAUACAGAAGCUACCCCUGAAAAUGACCCAAACUAUUUUAUGAAUGAGCCAACAUUUUACACUUCUGAUGGCAUUCCUUUCACUGCUGCUGAUCCAGAUUACCAAGAAAAAUACCAAGAGCUGCUUGAAAGAGAAGAUUUCUGCCCAGAUAAUGAAGAAAAUGGAACAGAUUUACCAGGAGCUGACUAUCUGUAUUUUGAUGACACUGAUGAUGAGAUGGAUCCAGAAAUUGAAGAAGCAUAUGAAAAAUUCUGUCUAGAAUCGGAACAUGAGAGAAAACAGUGAGACGUUAAACAUAAAUAUUAGUUUAUUAAAGCAGUUUAGGCAUGUUUAGAAUACAUGGGGAUAUAAAACUUGUAACAUUUGUACCAAAAUAAGGAAGUUGAGUUUCUCCAAGUACUAAAGAUACACAAUUUCCAUUUUGUUAAACAGAAUCUGCCAAAAAUUGUAAACUUAUGUCCUGUAUCUUAAAAUGUUGUGUAUAUAUCAUAGUUUAUUUUAUGUACAGGUAUAUGAACAAUGUUUUGGCUGCAAUAAAAAUUGACUUAAAAAGUGUCAUAAUGGAAAUUAAAAUUUAACUAAAGGGGAUUUGUCCCAUAUUUCCCUUUUUGGGAGAAAGGGGAAGAAUAACGUGAUCUAACUUUAAUUGCUUGCUUGCUUAUUCUAGUAUACAUUAGGAAUUAUUCAUCCUUUUUGCCAUAUACAAGCUAUCUUUUUUUUUUUUUUUUUUUUGCUAAGGAGAGUAUGGUCCAAAUAUGGCUUACCUGUUCUGUAGAUCAUGAGAAUUGGUUUGUUAAGGUUUUGUAUUGUGUGGGUUAUUUUGUGGUUUGUUUUUUUUUCUUCUUCCUCUCCCCAGACCUGUAGGGGUGAGGUCUGGACAUUUUUUCCUGGAAUAAACAUGUGAUAUGUUGAUAUUGUGGAAAAGCAAGCAGUAUUUUGAAAGUCAGGUGCUUUCAAGACAUUUGGUUCAGAUAAGCUUAUUUUCUACUUUUACAUGCAAAAAUGAUCCUUUUAAAUAACUUGCUGUGUUCUUCAAGAUUACAUGAAUAUAAUUACCGUUUAACUCAUGCUCCUCAAAAGUAUGUGCAGUGCUCAAUAUAUUUUUGAAUGUAUCUAACAUGUCUAACCUUCUGACAACCCUUGUAACUUUUUCCAUUCUUCUAAUUAUUUUGUAUAAUUUGUCCUGAUUUUGUAGUUUGAAUACAUUCAUAUAUUUCACAUAUGUUAACAUUCUGAAGCCAACUGCUCUUUUUUGACCCAAUAUAAUCAUGUUAGUGUCCCUAGGAUAUUCCAUUGUUGUUGGUGUUGCCAAACUCAGUUGUACUGUUUCCUGUUGUCUGUUACUGGUUAGACUAAGUAGAACCCCUUGCAAAAAAUAAAAUAAAAAAAAUAAAAAUCCCAAAAAGUAGCUACUGUAAAGAACAUGUUGUAAAUAUGCAUGUAAAUAAUUCUGUUAAUAUUUCACUGUAAUACGUUUGGUUAAAUAACUUGUGUCUGCUAAUACAGUGAGCACUGACUGUUUUCUGGAUGUUUAUUUAACAUUCAUUCAGGUUGGAGUUUUUGGAAAAUAAAAUUUAACUAGCUU